AACGUAGGUAAAAAUGAAAUUAUUAGAUUAAAAUAGUAUUUAGGCCGAGUAAGGCGAGCGGCGAGUAGUUGUCGAAGGAUCAGUGGAGCGAACUGGCGGUUCCUUUGAUGGUGUGGAGCGGCUGAUCCCCCUCAUACGAGCAACACCAGUGACCGCUGUCGAAGUCCGUAGUAGGUGCGAGAGCGAGUCAAGGUUUUAGUCUCGGCUCAGGGCGGUCGUGUUCAAAGGGCUUUAAACCCGCGAUACGCACAGGUGUCUCAGUGUGUAGUUACGUUCGUCGUCUACUGCAGCCGGCUUUUUUUCAUUUUAUUUUCCACAUUAAUUUUCUUCGCAGCAAUCUGUUAAAUGUUUACUUCUGAAAAGUUAACCACUGAAAUAUUUGACAAAUUUGAAAAUGAAAUUUAAUUUGAUAUUGCCCUAUAAGGAUAUGUGUGCGUUCUGCCUUGGAGAAGUAUUAUGACGGAUACGUAUCAACUGUUCCAAAUCAUCCUAACAGGUGAACAUGACAUAGUAACAAUCUCACGGACGUUAACAGAUUUUGUAUGAAAAAUAUAAUUCGAUAGCGCGCGCGUGUGUGAAGACGUGUCCAAUGGAUAACCGAAAGUCGGUGAUUGAAAGCGACCUGGAAUAUAUUUCAGGAUUAGACUGGUGCACGUUGAUACGUGGAAUGGUCUCGUGACAGUAGUACUCUGGAUCUUACAUAAGGUGUAUAUAAACAUUUUUUUCAUAAAUUAUAAUUGGAUUAGUUUUUUUAUUUCACUCAGGGACCUUUAACAUAUUUGACUGUAUUGAUAGGGGUGCAUUUGUGAACCAGAAAUUGAAGCAACCAUUCACGGAUUUUCAAAGGGGGUAAAAACGAGAAGAAUUGUGUGACAUGUUUGUGAGGUGGAUGUGAAUUCUGACACACAUUAGUUAGGUUUUGUAGGUCUCUAACUUACUAUGACGAGGGUAACCUCGUCCUUGGUGUGGAUUCUAGUCCUAUUUGCCUUCGUCAAGUGUCGCCCUGAGAGGACGCUAAGUCGCCACGACAUGGCACUGGACGUAAACAAGCUAGAAAGACUAGGUCGUGUAGAUACUUUAAUGAAAUCCCUCAAAGACAUCGCCCAAAAGUCUCACAACUGUGGUCUCAAGGAAAUUCCAAGGCUCCAGCGACAACAUCUCAAGAAUGCCAGCAUCACGUGUAACGACGGUAGUCGUGCCGGGUAUUACAUUCGAAAAUCUUACGGGAGCAAGAGAUGGAUCGUCUUCCUUGAAGGGGGCUGGUACUGUUUUGACAGACCGAGUUGUCAGCUGAGAUGGGAAAGCAAGCAUAUGAGGUCACUGAUGAGUUCACUGGACUGGCCGGAAAUCAGAGCAGGUACUGGCAUCCUUUCCUGGGAUCCAAAAGAAAAUCCUUACUAUUUUAACGCCAAUAUUGUUGUGGUGCCCUACUGCUCAAGUGAUUCCUGGACUGGCACUUCCAGGAGCUCGGAAGGGUACGCAUUUCUUGGAUCAUACAUCGUAGAAGCUGUGAUACGAGAACUGAUCCCCAAAGGGCUUCAGCGCGCCCGCAGGUUGAUGCUGGCGGGAAGCAGUGCUGGUGGUACAGGAGUUCUGACCAACCUGGACCGCGUAGCUGACCUCAUGUCCAAGCUGGCGCCUGCAGUGGAGGUCAGAGGAAUUGCCGACUCGGGCUGGUUUGUGGACACCCCUCAGUACCACGCAAGAGAAUGUACAGAACCGUUCUCGUGUGCUCCAGCCGACGGCAUCAAACGGGGGAUAAAUUUGUGGAAGGGCCAAGUUCCGGAUGCCUGUAAAGCACAGUACCCUGAAUCUGAGCACUGGAAAUGUUACUUCGGCUAUAGGAUAUACCCAACAUUGAAAACUCCCAUAUUCAUCGUUCAGUACUUAUUUGAUGAAGCCCAGAUCACAGUCAAUAACCUCAUUGACCAAUCACAGCUCGCCAUGAAUCGAGGCAACACGGUCUUCUCCAGGGGGCAAUGGGAGUACCUGCAUAAUCUUGGGGAACAUGUCAAAAGCACUUUACAAAAUGUCACGGCUGUAUUUGCGCCAGCCUGUCUCUCCCAUGAGUUACUACAGAAAAGUACCUGGCAGUCUGUUUCUGUAGACGGGGUCAAUUUAGCCCAAUCUAUUUACUGCUGGGAGAAUAGUUUUGACGGCGAGAAAUGUCUCUCUGCUACCAGGAAUAACAGGAUACGACAGCGGGCACUGACUGAUCCUCUGCUAAAGGACGAGCCGGCGGCUAAUAACGUCAGUAAGAAGAGGAAACAGCGACGACGUGAAAAGAAACGACGUAAUCGUAAAAGGAAGAAUAGGAAAAGGAAAAACAAGAAAAGGAGGAGGCGUCAGAAAAAGAAAAGGAAUAAGAAAAACAAUAAAAAGGACCGCGGCAGACGUCGUUCAGGACGCUCAGCAAAACAGAUGGCCAACUGCAGCCAUCACCUCAUAGAGUUGUGUCCCCUACCUCAGUGGUGCAAUGGGUUUUGCCCAGCAUUCCGGAACCGUUUUACCGGAGAAGAGAUGGACUUCUUUAAACUGUUCGCCGUUUCCGGUAUUGACAGGGCUAGUAUUGCAGAAAUUCUGGGCGUUGAUCAAUCGGCGCUUAAUUCAAUGAACAUCGAUACCAUAUCGGAAUUAUUACUCGAUACAUUUCGACAUCAAAGCUCCUAGUAGCCAAAGUGUCUUCAUCAUAUUCUAUUUGAACAACUACGGGUCUGACAAAUAAUCAUCACCCAUGUGUGUGUACUCAACACGGUAUUCAACGACUUACUCAUGUACAUGCACGUGUUCGGUGCGUGCAUUGGUUCCUUUCAGCGUUGUGACUUCGUUGGUCAAGUAUUCCACAUACCUACUCUACAACAUGACAACUCUACCAUGAACUUAUUGUUGUACAGAUAGUAUGAUGUUCGAAAUUAUAUCUAGAAUGUCAACUUAAUUAACUUUACAUAACUUGUUGUUGUGAUAUUAUUGGUAGAGGUAGAUAUGGAUUUUAUUUACAAGAAAUGGAAAAUAUUUUGUUAGGGACAAAUCUCCACAGUGGCAGAAUCAUGCAUAUCUUUCACGACCGGAAAUAAUUGGCAUGUUUAAACAAACAUCCGAAGAAGUGUCAGGUCUGUUGACGAAAUCUCUCAGAACCCGAAUCUAACUUGGCUCUUAUUACAGUACUCACCCUAUAAUUUAAAGAAAUAUCUAAAUUGGGAAUUAUUUAAAUAUAUCGAGGUAGGAGGUGACCAAAUUUCCAAAUGUCCUGUGGGACAAUAGACUUUAACAGUAGGAAGCUUGUUAGUUCAUAUAAGAACAUAUUUGGGAUGAGGUUAGUUUUGUUCUCGAAUUUUUGUUGCCAGAAUAUUUCCAUAAACGUGUUCGAUAGUUUAACAUUAAGAUUUGUCUGCAAGUGGUUAAAAGAUUAAGAUCUGACUGUUAAGCGUCACUGUUGGCCGAUGGUUGUAAGAUGAAGAUGUGUCUAUUAUUAAGUGCCACUGUCAGCUGGUGGUUGGAAGAUUGAGAUGUAUCUUGUUUAGCGUCAAUGUCGGCCGGUGGUGGCAAGAUUAAGGUGUAUCUUUUGUUUAGCGUCGCUGUCGGCCGGUGGUUGUAAGAUUCCAAAACAUUGUACGGAACAUUCAGGGAUAUAUUUUGCAUGUUGUAUUUGUAAAUAUUACCGUAUUCAUUGUACAGAAACUUCAUCGAUGAAUUUUCAGUCGCUGUGACUGAUAUUUGGUCUGUAGUUUGGGAGGUCACGUGUUGGUGGUAUGGCUAUUUAUAAUAAUAUUACGGUACCUUUAAUUAAACUAUACUAACUUUAUUCAAGCUGUGGUAAAAGGAAUGUUACCAUGAUUAUAUGAGAGUAACCAUGGUAAUAUUUUGGUUGGUAUAGUAAUGUUACGGUUGUGACGGUACAAUUAUUGCAACUAAGGUCAUAUGAGUGUAACCAAGGUAAUACCAGUGUAACCAUGGUAAUAUUACGGUAACUACCGUAUUACUUAUUGACUAUGGAAGUAUUAUAAUAUUUGACAACCAUGGUAAUAUUAUGAUAACAGUAAUGAUAUUAAGAUAAAUACGAUAGUAUUAUUGUAGCUAAGGUAUUAUUUUGGUACCCACGUUAAUGUUAUUAUGGCAACAUUGUGCCAAUGAAUUGUUUAAUAAGCUUUGAACAGUGCUCGGUUCUCACCUAUAGUGCACGUAGAGAAAUGUUCAGUACUGGACACAGGCUCUGCUGCUUCUUUAUCCAUUAUAACGAGAAAUACAAUGUACGUUGUGAGAUGUUGUGCGAUCAUUUUUCAUCUAAAGAUCAAUCCACUAUUUGUUCUGUCUUCAAAUAUUGGAAACAUGAUGAAAACAAACAUUCUAGUUUAUCAUCGACAGGAUACAAUAAUGUUCAAUAAAUGUUUAAGUAAUGUGUAUAGCAGGCCCAUUUCGACUGAUUCACCGAACCUACCUCUACAUAUAAACACACCUGAGCCAUCCGAGGGCGCCAAAUAACACCUGUUGUCAUUUCAAAGAAUUCUAUUUACAGAGUACUAUAUGUAUAUAGAUAUAUGUCUUUUUUGAGGUAGGGCACAUCGAUUUAAACUUACUUUACUUAAGAGAGAUAACUCCUAUUAGAGUUUACCUUUGAAUAUUUUGUAAUUAUGUAAAAUAUAACAUUUGUUAUUUAUUUAUUACGAGGUACGUAAUAAGUUUAUUGUUAUUUUGAUUCAUUUCCUGCAUCUUUUUUUUUGUAUUUUUUGUCGAAAAAGAAUCGAUCCUUAACACAUACUGUUACUAUUGUCAAUUUUGGCUGAGUGUUUUUUGAAUCAGGGACUUCAUAAAAACACUACUGUCGGUUUAAUCAACAUUCAUAAAAUAAAAACCACAGCAUUUAUUAAUAACUUUAAAAUGUAGAUCUGAAAGAUAAAAGUAAAUAAAAAUAUCCGUUUAAGAGAUACUAGUUAUACUCUAACAUUCUGUAAAAUGAAGGCAUUUUUUUCAGUGGAAUGUAGAAGUAACUGUUCAAUAAAUUAUUGAUAUAUCUAUGACCAAUACAUACAUUUAUUUCCCUGUUUAAUACAGUUUGUCGUUUCCGUGUAACAGGCUGUUGUGUUUUACCGUUCCUGGUUAUUCACUCGUAAAUUUAAUUGAGAAAUGUUGUACACUACACGAUAACAACAGGUUGUACAGUGAUUUGUUUUUAUUGUUGUAAAUCGCAAAGACUAUUUUGCAAUAUUGUUGUAUAUUGUAUUUUGAUGUAUAUUUGAACAUAGGUUUAAUACGAAUGUAAAAAUAUAAAAUAAAAGGCAAAAACAUUAAU
Pecten maximus is the source of this 5287-nucleotide messenger RNA. RefSeq names its product palmitoleoyl-protein carboxylesterase notum1'-like. The coding region runs from base 940 to 2670 and encodes 576 amino acids. The transcript is spliced from 13 exons. The record is from RefSeq and is a predicted model, not a curated record. Gene Ontology annotation, molecular function: hydrolase activity. NCBI's taxonomy places the organism in Eukaryota, Metazoa, Mollusca, Bivalvia, Pectinida, Pectinidae.